Molecule: messenger RNA, 1194 nt
Organism: Dichomitus squalens LYAD-421 SS1
Lineage: Eukaryota; Fungi; Basidiomycota; Agaricomycetes; Polyporales; Polyporaceae
Exons: 3
Coding region: 1-1194 (397 amino acids)
Source: RefSeq, a predicted model, not a curated record
AUGCCUUCGCAGAGCUCUCCUCAACGAACUGUCCACGUGGACAUCCAUGAGUUCGGUAACGAUCAUGUCAUUUAUGACAAGAUGACCGAAUACGCGUCCGUCAAGUUCAACUGCUCCUUCAACCACAAUAAACGGCCAGAUAUGGGGGAACAUCUGAGGCAAUGCUCUCUUUAUCUCACGGAGACCCAAGCUCCCAUACUUGGACAACGCCGCGACGCCGGCGACCCGGAAGCGUUCCUAGAAACAGGGUUCAGAUAUCUGAGUGGGUGCGGCGUCCAUGAAGUGAAUUUACAAGGCGCUCUGUUUGUGCUGGAGACGCUGACAGUCGAAAUGGCGCACAACACGGCCGACGAUCUACUCGCAAUAGGCCAUUCUACGGCCGCCUACGCGUACUGGAAAGAUUGGUGCACUAUCGACCCAGAAACUCGCGCAUAUAUCGAUUCGCAAGCUCGCCGCUUUGAGCGCCCUGUUGGCUUGUCACCAUACGCGUCCCUCGUCUUCGCGGCGGUGCACGCGAACUAUAGCGUCUGUCUGGGACUCGUCAGUCCGGCAGUCCUCGUCGUAGGGUUAGGAGUCAAGGAUGUCAUGGAGAAGCUUGGUAUUGACGUCACCAAGACGUCGCCGAGAUUUAAACCGCUCUGGGAUGCGGUGAAAAAGCGGGAGGAUGAAGUGCUCGCUGAACAGCGACGGCGUCAGGCAAAGUUGGCUAAGGAGGCGAACGCGUAUAUUUGCGCUGCGGAGGGGUGUAAGGUAGAAGGACUGCACAAGGCUGCCCUCAAGGCGUGCUCGGGAAGAUGUCCACCGGACCUCAAGCCGCACUACUGCAGCAAAGAGUGCCAAAGAAGGGAUUGGCCAAAGCACAAGGAGAUAUGCAAGCCCGGCAGACAUGGGAAACCUCCGAAGCUGCCCUCAGACGAGCACCAAAAUGAUGCCUUCGUGAGGGGGUUCCAGCAGGCCGCACGCGCCAGUAGCAGCGGGCUGCCGAGUACGCAGGCGGAGCUUAGUGGUGAAUGGCUCGGGCUGGACUCGGGCUUCGAUGGCAAGAUGCAAGCCGGCGCGGAACACAUGAUCGAAGUCCCGGGCCUUGAAGCUCAUGAGAAAUUGCGGUUCGUCUCCAGCACCCUAGCGCCGACUGAACUCCGGAAGCUGCGUGAGGAGAUGGCGAGCGCGAUUUCAUCUCCUGUUCGGGCAUGA